AUGGCUUUAGGACCAAACAUACGUGGUUUUCACUCAUCAACGAGACAUGUCAUUUUUGUGGACGGAACAUUUAUGAAAUCAAAAUUUCGAGAUACGUUACUUGUUGCCACGUGUCAAGACGUAAAUCUUCAGAUAUAUCCUCUUGCAUUUGGCAUUGUUGAUUCUGAAAAUGAUGCAUCAUGGACUUGGUUCUUCGAUGAGUUGUUUCAGGUAACGGGUAUGUUGGAAGGGCUUGUUUUCAUUUCUAAUCGCAAGGAUAACAUUGGUAACGCUAUAAAGAUUGUUUAUUCUUAUGCAUAUCAUAGAUGUUGCAUGUGGUAUCUACAACUAAACAUAAAGUCAAAUUAUCAUAAGGCCGAUAUUCUACCAUUGUUUAUGACAACUGCAAAGGAGUAUAGUUUGAUUAAUUUUGAAAAAUCAAUGGCAAAUCUAUAUUGUAAAAGUCCGGCAGUUGGACAAUACCUAGAAAAGAAAGUUGGGUAUGAAUUUUGGUCCCGAGCACAUUUUAAAGGAAUCCGUUACAAUAUUAUGACAACUAACAAUGCAGAAUCUUUGAACUCGUUAUUCAAGAAUGCUAGGGAGUUUUCAGUACUUGUUAUGGUUGAGCAAAUAAGAAAAACUUUACAGAAAUGGUUUUAUGAGAGACACAUUGAGGCUGAAAAAUGUGCAACUACUCUAACCCCGCCCAUUGAGGAUAAAAAACGUAAAAAGUAUAAUGAUGCAAAGAGACUGAUAGUGGUAACAAUAAAUGAGUAUGAGUUACACGUCGGUGUUGAGAAUGAAAUGCAUAUCGUGAACUUGGAGGCAAGAACCUGUAGUUGUAGGGAAUUUGAUUUGGAAAAACUUCCUUGUAAACAUGCACUUGCAGCAGCGAAAUUUGAGGGAAUAUCUUGUUACAGUUUGUGCUCACCUUAUUAUACCAGUGCUAGUUGGAAAUAA
Olea europaea var. sylvestris is the source of this 939-nucleotide messenger RNA. RefSeq lists its product as uncharacterized. Lineage: Eukaryota; Viridiplantae; Streptophyta; Magnoliopsida; Lamiales; Oleaceae. Bases 1 to 939 code for a protein of 312 amino acids. Gene Ontology annotation, molecular function: zinc ion binding. The transcript has a single exon. The record is from RefSeq and is a predicted model, not a curated record.